GAGACCCGGAACGUGGACAUCGGUUUUACUGUAUUCAUCGUGAAAACACCCCUGUUGCAAAGAUGGUCAACGUACCUAAAACCCGAAGGACUUUCUGUAAGAAGUGUGGAAAACAUCAGCCUCACAAAGUGACCCAGUAUAAGAAGGGCAAGGAUUCCCUCUAUGCCCAGGGAAAGAGGCGCUAUGAUCGGAAACAGAGUGGCUAUGGCGGGCAAACAAAGCCAAUUUUCCGGAAGAAGGCUAAAACCACAAAGAAGAUUGUGCUGAGGCUUGAAUGUGUUGAGCCCAACUGCAGAUCCAAGAGGAUGCUGGCAAUUAAGAGAUGCAAGCAUUUUGAACUUGGAGGAGAUAAGAAGAGAAAGGGCCAAGUGAUCCAGUUCUAAGCCUUGAGAAUUUUUUUUAUUCUAUAUUUGAGAGGAAGGUGUUGAAGCCAUAGGGGGAAAAAAAAUGCCUGUAUGAGAAUAAAUACAGUGAUACCUU
Molecule: messenger RNA, 480 nt
Organism: Sus scrofa (pig)
Lineage: Eukaryota; Metazoa; Chordata; Mammalia; Artiodactyla; Suidae
Gene: RPL36AL
Product: ribosomal protein L36a like
Biological process (GO): translation
Cellular component (GO): ribosome
Molecular function (GO): structural constituent of ribosome
Source: RefSeq, marked provisional